Oncorhynchus masou masou (cherry salmon) is the source of this 2438-nucleotide messenger RNA. RefSeq names its product acyl-CoA synthetase family member 3 (gene acsf3). Gene Ontology annotation, biological process: fatty acid metabolic process. The record is from RefSeq and is a predicted model, not a curated record. Lineage: Eukaryota; Metazoa; Chordata; Actinopteri; Salmoniformes; Salmonidae. The transcript is spliced from 10 exons. The coding region runs from base 154 to 1905 and encodes 583 amino acids. Gene Ontology annotation, molecular function: medium-chain fatty acid-CoA ligase activity.
UCCAGUUUCCAUUCGGAGUUUUAUUGUGACGCACCGUCACAAGAAUAACCGGUGUUUGGGUAUUCCAAUGUGACCAUUGUGUGGCUUGACAUCAUGAGGAUGGACUUUUUAUGAGGAUAACAUUGGUUGUUUUGAGCAGCAUAGUGUCCCAUCAUGUUGCUAGGGGCAGUACGUCACUCAGUCCCUCUGUGGCACUCUGCUUUGGCCUCUGGCUGCUUGCAGUGUGAGGCAGGGCCAGUGAGAUGGCUGCUGAUACAGGUCCUGAGGAGAGCCUACACCUCCACAAGAGCAAGGCAGGCUGCAGCAGGGGACAGUGCCCCUGUGUUUUCCAGAGCCCAAGUGUACGGGGACAAGCUGGCCAUAGUGGACGACAGUGGGAGCCACAGCUACAGGGACUUGUAUGGCAGUAGUAGGGGCCUGGCUGGGCGUAUCAAGGCAGCUCUGGACUGUCCCUCUGGGGACCUGCAGGGGAAGCGCAUCUCCUUCCUGUGCGCCAACGAUGCCUCGUACACGGUAGCCCAGUGGGCAUCCUGGAUGUGUGGCGCCACGGCCGUGCCUCUCUACAGGGAGCACCCUCCGUCUGAGCUAGAGUACAUCAUCUCUGACUCCCAGAGCUCCCUGCUGGUGGCUGGGCAGCCGUACGCAGACACCAUGGAGCCCCUCGCCCACAGACUGGGACUGCCCUACCUGCAGCUGCCCCCCACCUCCAGCCUCAGCUCCCAGCUGGAAGCCCCAGAGAACCAGCCUGAGCCCGGCAUCACAGACUGGGCCCAGCGGCCUGCCAUGAUCAUCUACACCAGCGGCACCACAGGCAGGCCCAAAGGGGUUCUCCACACUCACAGCAACAUUCAGGCCAUGGUUCAGGGUCUGGUGUCAGAGUGGGGCUGGUCCAGAGAUGAUGUCAUCCUUCACACCUUGCCCCUGCACCACGUCCACGGCAUCGUCAACAAGCUGCUCUGCCCUCUCUGGGUGGGUGCCACCACCGUCAUGCUGCCUACCUUCCAGCCUCAGAAGGUAUGGGAGGUCCUGCUCAGCUCCAAGGCUCCUAUGGUGACUGUGUUCAUGGCUGUUCCAACCAUCUACUCCAAGCUGAUCCAGCACUAUGAGCAGCACUUCACCCAGCCACGCGUCCAGGACUUUGUCAGGGCUGCCUGCAAGGAGAGAAUCAGGCUGAUGGUGUCUGGCUCGUCCGCCCUGCCCCAGCCCACCCUGCUACGCUGGAAGGAGAUCACAGGACACACCCUGUUGGAGCGCUACGGCAUGACAGAGAUAGGCAUGGCCCUGUCCAACCCCCUGAAGGGUCCUCGCAUCCCAGGUGCAGUCGGUGUCCCUCUUCCAGGAGUGGAGGUUCGCAUUGUCAUGACGAACGCAACCAGCACCACCAUCGCCGAGGGCAACAGCAGAGAAACUCAGGUGCGUCCAGGGUUGGAGGGGAAGGAGGGGGAGCUGAUGGUGCGAGGAGACCAGGUCUUCACAGAGUACUGGAACAAACCAGAGGCCACCAGGGAGUCUUUCACUGAGGACGGCUGGUUCAAAACGGGGGACACAGCGGUCUAUAAGAAUGGAGUGUACUGGAUCAUGGGCCGCACCUCGGUGGACAUCAUAAAGAGUGGAGGCUAUAAGAUCAGUGCUCUGGAGGUGGAGCGACACCUGCUAGCCCACCCUGAUAUCACAGAUGUGGCUGUGAUUGGUGCUCGGGACGCCACCUGGGGACAGAAGGUGACAGCGGUGGUGCAGCUGAAGAGGGGGCGGAGCAUGACCCUGUCAGAGCUGAAGACCUGGGCCAGAGAGCACAUGGCUCCAUACACCAUCCCUACAGGCCUGGUCCUUGUGGAGGAGAUGCCAAGGAACCAGAUGGGGAAGGUCAACAAGAAGGACCUACUCAAGCACUUCUUCCCCAGCUAACUAGUAGGAGCAGAGACCCUCCUCAUACUACAGUAAACCAUCGAGAUGAGCUCCAAGUGACUGUGGUCUGGGGAAGAAUGAAGAGACCCCAUUGAGGAUCCCACUAACUACACCACUGACCCCACUCAGCUCUGAGUUACCGUAGGACUGUUCACUGCUGGGCCUGGAGGCACUGAGCUCAACAGUGCUGUCUUACACGUGAUUAAACUGCUGUGGAGAUAUAUUUAGUUUGGCUGCUAUGACAGCGAACUGAUUUAAUACGAUAAGGCUGCGGUGCCUUCUUUAAAGACUGAGUGCUGCGAUCAUUAGCAUGACUGGGGAUCAUGGCAUGAAUAAUUAUGCCAACACACAAGUACAUUAAGAAACCGUGAAAAUGAUAAGAGCAGCAAGAGAUCCUUGACAUUAUACACAGAAGAAGAGAGGGAAGUACAGUGCAUUCUUAAAUUGCUUAUAAUUACAAUCCAGAUGGAUGCCCUUGAAUUGGCAAUGAAGUUUAUUUUAAUGUAAUAAAAUGGAUGAUGUAUGGAAAGGCC